Messenger RNA from Leishmania braziliensis MHOM/BR/75/M2904, 996 nucleotides. RefSeq lists its product as hypothetical. The transcript has a single exon. Bases 1 to 996 code for a protein of 331 amino acids. Gene Ontology annotation, biological process: fatty acid metabolic process. NCBI's taxonomy places the organism in Eukaryota, Euglenozoa, Kinetoplastea, Trypanosomatida, Trypanosomatidae. Gene Ontology annotation, molecular function: fatty-acyl-CoA binding. The record is from RefSeq and is a predicted model, not a curated record.
AUGGCGUUGCCGUUUCCGCAGAAGUACUACGAGGUCGUCAGGUACUUUGACUACUAUAUUGGCAACCUGGAGGAGACUCCGCUGCUAUCAGAUGAGCAACGGCUGCUGUUCUAUGCUCUGCGCCAGCAAGCCGACCACGGCCAGUGCACCACUGCGGCCCCGUCCAUGUGGUACGCGAGGGAGCGCUACAAGCAUCGGGCGUGGAAGCAACUCGGGUGCAUGUCACCCUUCGAAGCGAUGGUGUUCUUCGUGCAGCAAUUUGAGCAGCUCCUCAUGCAGUUGGAGAGUCAGACCGAGUCAUCAGUGUCCACGGCAGGGGCCACCACCCGUGCAGGCGGUGUCGAUUGGACAUCGCGUCUGCAAGAAAUGAAGGCCAAUACGGUACCAAACCCUGGAGACCCGGGGCACAGAAGUUGCCCCUUGGAGUGCGACGGCGCCCGUGCCAGCAGCGGCGCCGUCGCUGUGAGCCAGGGGCCCUCCCCCUCUCCUUCAAACGAGGAAGCGCAACAGGGAUCGUUCCCAUUAGCACUCAGCUCUGCAGAGAUGGCCGGCUGGGAUGCGGAUAUUGUCUCUCACUCCCGGCCCACACUAGAGAACGUACGCUAUCUUGCCGCGGAGCUGAUGCGAGCGCGGCAUGCGUUUCAGGGCGUCCGGCAAGAAAUCGCACCGAGACGUGUCGAGGAGAACGGCGCCCGCGCUUCUCUCAACGGUCCACCGAUUCCCACAGGCGGCUCCUGUUUGCCCCUCGCUGGCGCCUCCCUCGCAGCUGCUGGACCACCCCUGAAGCCGAUCUGGUGCGGAAACGGCAGCGCCACACAUGUGCCAAUUGUACCGCCUCCAGUUCGCCCGUCAGCACGAUCAAUGACAGAGGCCGCCGUGCGUGAUGCAUGCGCGGCACCGAACUUGAAAAAGGUGUCUGUUGCCACCGGCAGAUCAGGCACCACGAGCGCUUCGCCAGCCUGGUUUGACUGGCACCUAUGGGGGAGUAUCGCAUAG